Messenger RNA from Chelmon rostratus (copperband butterflyfish), 1271 nucleotides. RefSeq names its product FGFR1 oncogene partner 2 (gene fgfr1op2). Gene Ontology annotation, biological process: response to wounding. The record is from RefSeq and is a predicted model, not a curated record. NCBI's taxonomy places the organism in Eukaryota, Metazoa, Chordata, Actinopteri, Chaetodontiformes, Chaetodontidae. The transcript has 6 exons. The coding region runs from base 220 to 894 and encodes 224 amino acids.
AGUUCAGGGUUAGCAGCAGCCGCUUCGUCUGGAGACUGACUUCACAGCAAACGAUUGUAAAUCAGCGUGUUAAUAUCUGCCGACAUCUCCUUGUGAUUUAAAAAGGUAUAGAGCUGUACCAGAAGCUCUACUUUUUGCCUGUGGAUGUGGAGUAAUUAGUCUGUAGCUAAUGUUAGCUACCAAAACAUCAACAGGAAGUAACGGACUAGCUUAAUUGCAAUGUCUUGCACUUUGAGUUCUCCAGGCAUGAACUGUACCUUAGAGAAGGUCCUGGCAGAUGCCAAAUCAUUAGUUGAAAGGCUUCGUAACCAUGACAACGCUGCUGAGAUGUUAAUCGAACAGACAACAUCGCUCAACAAGCGUGUGGAGGCCAUGAAACAGUACCAAGAGGAGAUCGACUCAUUGAACCAGGUUGCACGACAUCGUCCCCGUUCUAGUCUGGUCCUGGGAAUCCAGCAAGAAAACCGUCAAAUCAGAGAGCUCCAACAGGAAAACAAAGAGCUACGGACGUCGUUGGAGGAACACCAGUCUGCGUUAGAGCUUAUCAUGACCAAAUACAGGGAGCAGGUGUUCAGGCUCCUUAUGGCUAGCAAGAGGGAUGACCCUGCUAUCGUGACCCAGCUGAAGGAGCAGCACACCACGGAAAUGCAAGCACACAUAGACAAGAUCAAUGAAAUGGCCUCUGUGAUGAGGAAGGCGAUAGAGGUGGACGAGGGGCGAACAUGUAAAGACGAGGAGAGGAUUAAACAGCUAGAGCUGGAGAACAGCGGACUUCGAGAGCUGCUGGGAAUCAGUCGAGAGGCUUUCCUGAUUCUGAAGAGAGAAGAUGCAUCAGAGAGCACGUCACUGUCGCCGUUGCUAACGAGUGCUGACGUCAGUUUACGAAAGAGUUAGAGAGCCUCCUGUGACUGCUCACCCCCCCCCCCCCCCCCCCCCCCCCCCCCCCCCCCCCCUACCGCUGCCACUACUGUGUACAGUGUGUACAGUCUGUUGCCACAUAUCACUUCACUUUUCACCUUACAUUUUUUUCCUCCGAUCCUCUCCCUUUUCCUGGACCUUUUGCAGCAUGAUGCCCCAGAGCCGGCCCCUGUCCAGUGAUUCAGAUACAAGCCAUGUGCACACACAUCUUCCUCUUUUUUUGUGUGUGUGUUGGUACUCCUGUUUUGUUUGCUAAUUUCGCCAGCAUGCAUGAGUCUGUGGUACCUGCAAGGUUUUAAUGGGUGAAUGGGUAAAAGAAGGGCUUGAGUUAAAAUAAACCUGUGAACAUGAAA